This is a messenger RNA of Hippocampus comes (tiger tail seahorse), 6064 nucleotides long. Its product is annotated as adhesion G protein-coupled receptor L3. Gene Ontology annotation, cellular component: plasma membrane. The record is from RefSeq and is a predicted model, not a curated record. Gene Ontology annotation, molecular function: G protein-coupled receptor activity; carbohydrate binding. Bases 1014 to 5579 code for a protein of 1521 amino acids. The transcript has 25 exons. Lineage: Eukaryota; Metazoa; Chordata; Actinopteri; Syngnathiformes; Syngnathidae. Gene Ontology annotation, biological process: adenylate cyclase-activating G protein-coupled receptor signaling pathway; cell surface receptor signaling pathway.
CUUGAGGAUUAGUAUAAGUGAAUAAGUGAAAAAUAUCUCAAUGUUCACUGUAAUUGAUAAAACAUUGAUUAAGAUCAAAUAUAGCUUACAUUUUCAAACGCUUUUGUUCUCUUAUUUUGGUGAUGAAAAUGGUCAUUCAUGUCACUCUUCACUUGAUGAUAUUUAUCAUGAAAAAAAUAAAUCAUAACAAAUAAUAAAACCGUAAGUGAUUAACCAUUGUGAAAAGUAUGCACACAGACAUUUCUCCAAUUGCAUAAUAAUAACUCACCCACGGUAAUAUUCUUGACGGAUUAAAAAAAAAAUAUAUGGAAAUUCAGACAAAUUGUUCUGGAGUGAGUUUCUUUUGGUGGUUGGUUAUUAAGGCAAAUGUCUUAUUUUCUCUUUUGUAUUCAUAAUAGCCCUUUCAGCAAACAAAAGUAUUCUUUAUCUGAAUAUGGGAUUAUUCAAUCCCCAAAUACUAAAAUAUUUCUUACCUGCAGCCCUGCAUUCAACUCCCCUGUUGUGUUAUGUUAUUUAUAUUGUUUAAUAAAACCUUUUCUUCAGCUCCUGGGGAUUAACAGGAAUAAAAUUGCUCUUCAAAAUUCGGAUAUUGCAACGCCAAUGAGGUCAUUGAUGAGCAAAACUGCUCCUCAAAGAAAAAGUUAGUUUGAGCCUUGAGAUGAAAUAAAUAUAGAGUAAAUCUAAUUGAAAUAAUAUGAGUUCAACAUGCAAUAAAAUAUACCUAAUGCAUAAGUUUUUUGUGUGCUUUUUAGUACGGAUGAUGGCUUUAUGAUGCGGAAGGUGGCGAUGGGCAAGUGACGUGCCGAGCUCGUGCCAAGAAUAAAAAGAAUGCGAGAAGCCACCUGAUUGGACGACAACUGUCCAGCUGGGCAUUUCGCAACUCAGGAGGGUUCGGACAUCAGCGGGGAGCGGUGCAAGUAGCAGCAAAGAGCGCCCCCGUCGCUCUGCUUUCUGACCUGAAGGCCUGAGUGCUGAACUUCAACGUUAGCAGCGGGCGGUACGAGGGGGAGGCCAUGUGGACCGCACGCCUGCUAGUCCUCGCCAGCCUCUUUGCUCCAGCCGCUCUGGCCUUCAGCCGCGCGCCCAUCCCCAUGGCGGUGGUGCGUCGGGAGCUGUCGUGCGAAGGCUACCCCAUCGAGCUGCGCUGCCCGGGCACUGACGUCAUCAUGAUCGAGAGCGCCAACUACGGGCGCACUGACGACAAGAUCUGCGAUGCCGACCCGGCGCAGAUGGAGAACACCAGAUGCUACCUGCCGGACGCCUACAAGAUCAUGUCGCAAAGAUGCAAUAACCGGACACAGUGUGCCGUGGUGGCCGGACCGGACGUAUUUCCAGACCCCUGCCCAGGAACUUAUAAAUAUCUGGAAGUCCAAUAUGAAUGUGUGCCAUACAAAGUGGAGCAAAAAGUAUUCCUGUGCCCAGGGCUUCUGCGCAGGGUAUUCCAGAGCGAGCACCUCUUCGAAUCGGAUCACCAGUCCGGAGCGUGGUGCAAGGACCCCCUCCAGGCCUCCGAUAAGAUCUACUACAUGCCGUGGACGCCCUACCGCACAGACACGUUGACAGAAUACUCCUCGAAGGAGGAUUUUGUCGCCGGUAGGCCGACGACGACCUAUAAGCUCCCGCACCGUGUGGACGGCACGGGCUUCGUGGUGUACGACGGCGCGCUGUUCUUCAACAAGGAGCGCACGCGCAACAUCGUCAAGUUCGACCUGCGGACUCGCAUCAAGAGCGGCGAGGCCAUCAUCGCCAACGCCAACUACCACGACACCUCGCCGUACCGCUGGGGUGGGAAAUCCGACAUUGACCUGGCGGUGGACGAGAACGGCCUGUGGGUCAUUUACGCCACCGAGCAGAACAACGGCCGCAUGGUCAUCAGCCAGCUCAACCCGUACACGUUGCGCGUCGAGGGCACGUGGGACACGGCGUACGACAAACGCUCGGCGUCCAACGCCUUCAUGAUCUGCGGGGUCCUCUACGUUGUCAAGUCGGUGUACGAGGACGACGACAACGAGGCCACGGGGAACAAGAUCGACUACAUCUACAACACGGAGCUGAGCAAAGACGGCUUCCUUGACAUCCCGUUUCCCAACUCCUAUCAAUACAUCGCUGCCGUGGAUUAUAAUCCCAGAGACAAUCUGCUUUACGUUUGGAACAAUUACCACGUGGUCAAGUACUCCCUAGACUUCGGCGUGCUGGACAACCGCCUCGAGACUUCAUCCUCCGUAAUGGUCUAUAUGGACACGACAACCACCACCACGAGGACCACCACUCGUCCCACCACCACCACCACCGUCACCUUCACAGCAGCCCGGACGGGCACCAACAAAUUGGUCACCACCACUACCACCACCUCUUCAACGGGUGCACCGGGCCCCCCGCGGGCCCAAACGCCAGUGGGACGCCUGGGUACGGGAGACGACGAACGGUUGCCACCUUCCUCCAGGCUUCCCAACGUCAGGGUGGAGUACUGUAAUCCUCUGGUCAUGUUCGACAUUUCUUGGCCCAAGACUGGACAGGGAGUGGUUGCCAAGAUGCCCUGUCCUCCUGGGACCAUAGGCGUGGCCUCCUACUCGUGCGUGGGUCCUGAGGGCUACUGGGACCCUCAGGGGCCCAACUUCACCAACUGCACGUCCCCCUGGGUCAACAUCAUCAGCCAGAAGCUGAAAGUGGGCGAGACGGCGGCGGUGAUCGCCCGGGAGCUGGCCGAGCAGACCAAGAGCAACCUGCAGGCGGGGGACAUCACGUUCACGGUGAGGGCCAUGGUGCAGCUGGUGGAUCUCCUCGACGUCCAGCUACGCAACCUCACGCCGGGUGGGAAGGACAGCGCGGCGCGGAGCCUCAACAAGUUGCAGAAGAGAGAGCGCUCGUGCCGUUUUUACGUGCAGGCCAUGGUGGAGACGGUGAACAAUCUGCUCCAGCCGCAGACUCAGGCGGCGUGGCGCGAACUGAGCACGGGCGAGCAGCUGCGGGCGGCCACCACACUACUGGACACGGUCGAGCAGGGAGCCUUUAUACUAGCAGACAACCUGCUCAAGACCGACGUCGUGCAGGAGAACACCGACAACAUACAGUUGGAGGUUGCACGGAUGAGCACCGACGGGAAUUUGCCUGACCUGAAAUUCCCCCAAACGGGCGGACAGGGCAGCUCCAUCCACCUAUCGGCUAACACACUGAAGCAACAUGGAAGAAACGGUGAGAUCCGCAUUGCUUUCGUGCUGUACAAGCACAUCGGCAUGUACUUGUCCACGGAGAACGCCAGCAUGAAGUUGGGCAGCGAUGCCAUGGCAACCAAUUAUUCCGUCAUCGUCAACUCGCCGGUGAUCACGGCCGCCAUCAACAAGGACGCCAAUAAAGUCUACCUCUCCGACCCGGUCAUCUUUACCAUCAGACACCGACAGCAAUCCGAGGAGAACUUUAACCCAAACUGUUCAUUCUGGAGCUACUCCAAGCGCACAAUGACCGGCUACUGGUCCACGCAGGACUGCCGCUUGCUGGGCAACAACAGGACGCACACCACCUGCUCCUGCACCCACCUCACCAACUUCGCCGUCCUCAUGGCCCACGUGGACGUCAAGAACACAGACCCGGUUCACGACAUACUUCUGGAUGUCAUCACUUGGGUGGGCAUCCUCCUUUCGCUGGUGUGCCUGCUGGUCAGCCUCUUCACCUUCUGCUUCUUCCGCGGCCUCCAGAGCGACCGCAACACCAUCCACAAGAACUUGUGCAUCUGCCUUUUCAUCGCAGAGUCCCUGUUCCUCGUCGGGAUCAAUCGGGCUGACCAGCCGAUCGCAUGCGCCGUCUUCGCCGCCUUGCUGCACUUCUUCUUCCUGGCGGCUUUCACUUGGAUGUUCCUGGAGGGGGUGCAGCUCUACAUCUUGCUGGUGGAGGUGUUCGAGAGCGAGCACUCGCGUCGACGCUACUUCUAUCUGGUGGGCUACGGGGUGCCGGCCCUCGUUGUGGCCGUCUCGGCGGCGGUGGACUACCGCAGUUACGGCACGGACAGAGCUUGCUGGCUUCGCCUUGACACCUACUUCAUUUGGAGUUUCAUCGGACCGGCAACCUUGAUAAUUAUGCUCAACGUGAUCUUCCUGGCCAUUGCGCUCUACAAGAUGUUCCAUCACACAGCCAUCCUCAAGCCCGAUUCCGGUUGCCUGGACAACAUCAAAUCGUGGGUGAUCGGAGCCAUCGCCUUGCUGUGCCUCCUGGGCCUCACCUGGGCCUUUGGCCUGAUGUAUGUCAACGAGAGCACGGUGGUCAUGGCCUACCUCUUCACCAUCUUCAACUCGCUGCAGGGCAUGUUCAUCUUCAUCUUCCACUGCGUGCUGCAGAAGAAGGUGCGUAAAGAGUUUGGCAAGUGCCUCCGUACGCACUGCUGCAGUGGCAAAAGCAUGGAAAGCUCCAUUGGUUCCAAGGGAAAUGCUUCUCGUGGUCCUGGACGCUACUCUGCUGGCUCACAGAGUCGCAUCCGUCGGAUGUGGAACGAUACGGUCAGAAAACAGUCGGAGUCGUCUUUCAUGACCGGCGACAUCAACAGCUCGGCGUCGCUCAACAGAGGGGCUAUGGCUAACCAUCUUAUACCUAAUGCACUCCUACGUCCUCAUGGCACUAACAAUCCGUAUAAUACAUUGCUCGGGGAGUCGGCAGUCUAUAACAACCCGCUGGGCAUGUACAACGCGCAAGAGCCCUACAGAGAGACAAAGGGAAUCCUGAACAAUGCCCGGGAUACAAGUGUCAUGGAUACACUACCACUGAAUGGUAACCACAGCUACAGCAUCGCAAGCGCCGACUACAUGAGCGACUGCGUCCAGAUCAUUGAGCGGGGCUACAACCACAAGGAGACCACCCUGGAGAAGAAGAUCCUCAAAGAGUUGGCCUCCAAUUACAUCCCGUCCUACCUGAACAAUUCGGCGGAGCACAACCGCAACCUGGUCAACAAAUUGGUCAACAACGUCAGCAACGGCUCCAAGGAGAGCGGCUACGCGUACGGCUUGCGAGCGGCGAUGGGCAUCAACCCGGAGCACGGCACCUUCGGCGGCCACCCCGACGAAGGCCUGGGCUUGGAGUCCAACGUGCCGCUCUUGCCCCAGAGGGCACUCCCCCGCCCGGACCGCUCGUUCGACCGCUCGCUCGAGCACCUGCACCAGCCGCCGCCCCUCCCGCUGCCCCAUCGCCCCUACUCGGCCGCCCCGACCUCAUCGUCCCGUCGGCGGAUCCCGCAGGAGAACAGCGAGAGCUUCUUCCCCCUGCUCAAUGACGAGAACGCCGAGGAGGACGAGGGUUCGCCGCCGCCGCCCGCUCAGCGCCAGAGAGACUCGCUCUACACCAGCUUGCCCAUGCUCCCGGGGCUGCCGGCGGACCCCAAGGACGGGGGCGAGGCCAAGAGUCCCGGGGCUAGCUCGGAUGACGUGUACUACAAGAGCAUGCCCAACCUGGGCUCCGGGAACCACCUCCACCAGCUGCACUCCUACUACCAGAUGGGACGCGGGAGCAGCGACGGCUUCAUCGUGCCCCCCAACAAGGACGGCUUGUCCCCGGAGGAGCCCCUCCAGGAGCCCUCGCACUUGGUGACCAGCCUAUAGACGGACCCCCGCCGGGUCACAUCUUUGUUUUGUUGUUUUUUUCUCCAUCAGUCGCCGGCACUUUCUUUUUAUUGCCGUGUCUCUGAGACAAUGAGGUUCCGUUGUGGAAAAACUGAGGGUCAGCCGAAGACAUUUUACCGCCCGCUCUCGCCUCGGAUCAUCUGUGUGAAAACUUAGAGGAUGUAGUCGGAUCCAAACAAAUCCAAACUAUAGACAAGAGACUAUUUUAUGAUACACCUUGACAUUUUUUUUUUCCAAGAAUUUAUUUGGCACAUUUUGUUUGCUAAAGAAGUAAAAGCAAGCAAAUAACGUGAAAGCAUCGCUGCUCUUUUCUUUGUCAAAUUAUAAAAGGGAGGAAAAAAUGAUUCUAUGUAAAUGUACAGUUAACUAGCUAAGCUUUUCUUUCGGACGAUCGACCCCGUGUCUGUACCUGUGAGCAAUUUUUGUUUCCCUGUUCUCAUAAAACAAAGAAGAAAAAAAAAAAA